Linepithema humile (Argentine ant) is the source of this 1369-nucleotide messenger RNA. RefSeq lists its product as uncharacterized. The record is from RefSeq and is a predicted model, not a curated record. NCBI's taxonomy places the organism in Eukaryota, Metazoa, Arthropoda, Insecta, Hymenoptera, Formicidae.
AGUUAAAUAAAAAGAAAAAGACGCGCUACAAAGGAGUUUGCACAGAGAUUACAUGCCUUUAAAGGAAUAUUUGCGGAAAUAUGUUUCUCUUGGCUAAAGAACUAAUUUUAUUGGAAUUUAUUUCCACAGGAUAACAGAAUGUAAUGUUGAUUGUGCCGUCAGUCAGAGCAUGUGUCGGACACGGUAGGCGGACACAUAACGCUGCGCAGAAUCAUAUCGGCUAUGGUGUAGCUUGAAAGUUAGUCGAGCCGUAUUUAAUUGUGCAUCAGUGUGAAAAGGGACCUUGGAAAGAAUGUUGUCGAUAGCACGUACGGUCUCGCCCUUAAUAAUCAUUCUUUUAAUAUUCGAGUGUUAUUUGGGAGCCCGUGGUACCUCGAUAAAAUCCUUGAACGUGCCACUUGUGGUGCGCAACGGCACCGGACCGGUGGAUCUGAUCUGCAUCUACGAAAUUAACGAAGACGAGAACGGACUUGUAAUCAAAUGGUUUCAUGAGGCGUAUCAGAUCUAUCAGUGGAUUCCGCCAAUGCCACCACAAGAGAUCGGAAUCAUCGAAGGCUUCGCGGAAUAUCCGGCUGAAAAUCUGAUGGAUCCGUAUUCGCGUUCUGUGAUUCGAUUGAGGACCGUCACGACUGACAUGACGGGAGAAUAUACGUGCGCGAUCGGCACGUACCAGGACGAAGCAAGAAACUCGUCGAAGAUGAUUGUCUAUGUACCAGAAAGCGACAUGACGGUGCGCACUUACCCCUUCAACAAGACGCAUGUAAAUUUCACAUGCGUGGUCACGGGUGUGCGACCGCAGCCAUCCCUGAAGCUUUACAUCGAAGGGAUCGAGAGCAACGGUCGCGGGAGCGAUCAGGAGUUUUUAACGGAUUGGUAUAAGGACAGUCCGCGAACGUCGCUGGACGUUAUCGUCGAGGACACGCUGGACCCCGCGGUCGUCGAAUGCGAAAUGUCGAUUCCGGAAACGAAGUACAAGCGCCGAGAACGGAUCGUCUACUACCCCACACAAUUACUGCCCUAUCGCACGAAUGUUUCGCAAGGGAUGCACUGCGCGAUGUUGCUUGUCAAUAUCCUUUACUUUACCGUUCUCAAAUUGAUACUCACCAUUUAGCGACUUAGUUCCGAACACGUUUUGCAUAUUGCUAUAUCGAAACUACAAGGCAGUUGCGUGCGUCGGAGAUGGGGGUGGAAAAGGUAAUCUUGGAUGGUGGGGAUGAUAUCCAGAAGCAGUGCCCCUCAAGAUUAUCAUUCGCUUCCCGACGCUCGCCUGUAGAGGCAUUCACCACCAAACAGCAUUCUACAACCAAAGUCAUCAAACUUACCGGCGUGCCAAGCUUACCACUGUACCUUUAAUCGCGAAUACUUCAUA